AUUCUAACCGGCUGGCUUGUCUGCGAGAUCUCACUGCGGUAAUUUUACCUCGGCAGGACAGCGCAAAGGUUUGGAAUCGGUAACGUAGCGUUCGUCAGGCCCAAAGAAGAAACCACAGCAGUAUACGAAUACGGGGAUUGAUGCUGCACGCUGUCACGUCCAAGCCGGUUAACGAAACCAGGGGACAUAUUAUACCUGUUGUAUGGUUUUCCAAGUUUUAGGAUAAUUCAAAGUAUAGAUUUUUUUAAAGUUCCAGGAUAUAUCAAUUUUAGAAUUUAUCAAGAACUUUCCAAGAUAUAUCAAGUUCCAAGAUAUAUUCAGUCAAAACCGCCAACAUGACGUAGACUAAUAUGCAACACUGACAUUCCAUAACCAUUGAUCCACCGACUCCAUCAUCAUCACCACACAAUGGUUGACUGACGCCGUCAUCCACAAUGCACAUGUCAAGUCACUUCACGGCGUCUCUGGCGCUGCUGCUCAUUGCCGCGAUCAUGUAUCUCGUGGCGUUGGCAACGACGUCGUGGUCGUCUUCGGGAGAAGAAUUAACGUUCGGGAUCUGGGAGUUCUGUUUCUGGGACAUCGAGGACGAGAAGAAGAAGUGGAAAUGCUUGACAAGUAAAGCUGAUUUCACAAUGGCUGCCCAAGCGUUCUCUAUCCUAGCUGUCAUGUGCUAUGCUGUGGCCUUUCUCCUGUACCUCGCUUACAUCAUCUUUCCGACGCUGUCGAAAUCCAGGCCUAUCACCAUGGGCCUGUGUCUCCUAGGAUUCUGUGUUGUUUGUCUUCAGAUCAUGACAACAAUCGUGUAUGGGGUCAAGGUCGGCGACUACUUCCGGAAGGUGGAGAUCCGAUACUUCACGCAUCAGUUGAAAGAAUCUCUCAUGAUCUCCUGGUCGUUCGCCUUCGCGAUCGUGUCAACACUUAUGGCAACUGCUUCCGGCAUCUGCACAUUUCUCGAGUUGCGCAAUAUCACCCUGGAAGACCUGGUUUGACGUAUGGAUGUCAGCACUUUACAGGUUGCGUAUACCAAGUGUCGACAUGCCAGAACAGUGGGAUAUUCUAUGGUUUAUUGAAGUUACGAGUCUAUCAGAAGUUUCCUGUUUUAAUGGCGAGACAUUACGGACUAUAAUCAUAUUAGCUAAAUGCUGUCUAAAAUAAAGUGUCAUCAGCGUCAGCUACGAUUGUGGAAGCAAGAAAGAAUUGAUUGGUUCGGCAGUUUGCUUUGUCACUUAGCUAUCUUCGUAAAGUGUCAUGUGAGCAAGGGAAUCGUGUUAUUGCCGCCUCCUCUCGGAACUGUUUUCAAAAAUGAAUGAUUAAGAAUGUAAUAUGAAACGAUUUUUGCAAUCGCAGAGCAUGUUUUAAGACUAUUUUAGAGCAUUUUAUGCUCACAUAACUCAGCUGUUUUCCUAUUUAGGGGCCAUUGAAAUCUGGUUGGUCUCAUCAAGAUUCAUUCAAAAUGUUUUUUUUGACACGAAAUCACAGUGACAGGUCACGUAACAUAUUGGAACAGCAAUGACCACGAUGCUAAAAAACAAACAUGGAUAAAUCGGCUAAGUUGUAAGAACGACCUGUGAAUGUUAUGUACACUAAAAUUGUGACGUUAUUUGUUGUACAGAGUAAAUGUCAUGUUGCAAAUAACCAGUGGUGUGUUGUAACAAAUAAUAGAUCAUUUCAAUAAAAUUAUAAUUUCAA
Molecule: messenger RNA, 1689 nt
Organism: Gigantopelta aegis
Lineage: Eukaryota; Metazoa; Mollusca; Gastropoda; Neomphalida; Peltospiridae
Exons: 4
Coding region: 435-989 (184 amino acids)
Biological process (GO): cell-cell adhesion
Cellular component (GO): cell-cell junction
Source: RefSeq, a predicted model, not a curated record